UUGAGGUUGUGCUUCGGCGCUAGAAUCAGUUGAGCGCAUAACACACUGACUUUAAAGGAAUAAUUUAAUGACUAACUUUAACAUGCUCGAUAAAAGUAAUUGUAGCAGCGGUAACUGCUCGAGUGCGCAAGAGACUUUAUCCGAGGGAUACUUUGCGCUCGUGAAAGCUGCAGUUCUGGGCUCAAUUUUCGUGCUGGCAACAUUUAGCAAUUUAUUCCUUCUGCAUACCCUCUGGAAGAAGAGGAAAAGACACACUCGAACCCAAUUGUUUCUCCUGCACCUGUGUCUGGCUGACCUGGUGGUCGCUUUUUUCCAAGUUCUACCGCAGCUCUCCAUGGAGAUUACGCAGCGAUUCAGAGGCUCUGAUUUGGUGUGUAGAUCAGUGAAAUAUCUUCAGGUGGUUGGAAUGUUCGCGUCCACGUACAUGAUAGUGGCUAUGACCAUAGAUCGCUAUCAUGCAGUCUGCAAACCCAUGGUAUCGUUUUUAGCAGGGUCUUUCCGAAGAUAUGUUGCCAUAAGCGCAACGUGGCUCAUCUCCUUAGCGUUUAGCGCGCCACAGUUGUUCAUCUUUUCUCUCCGGGAAGUUGGGGAAGACGUUUAUGACUGUUGGGCUACAUUUAUUGAACCAUGGGGAGGCAGAAUAUAUAUAACCUGGAUUACACUGUCUGUGUUUGUCCUGCCAGCCGUAAUCCUGAUGUACUGUCAGAUAAAGAUAUGCGCAGGGAUUUAUUUCAACAUUAAGAGAAAAAGCUUGCAGGGAAGCACAGGUGAUGGGCGCUCCAGUACUAAAGGGAUAUCCAGUGCUAUGUUGAAGACUGUCAAAAUGACAUUUGUUAUCAUCCUGGUUUACACCCUCUGCUGGAGCCCGUUUUUUGUUGUCCAGCUGUGGUCAGCAUGGAGUCCCAACAGUGCACCCACACAAGGGCCAGUGUUUGUUACUAUAAUGCUGCUCGCCAGUCUCAACAGCUGCACAAACCCGUGGAUUUAUCUGUACUACAGCUAAGACCUGCACAGACAUCAAACGUUCACUUAACUGCAGUUAUCACCAGCUGAGAAGCUUACAUGCAUUUGACCAAGGCUUUAGUAACCAAUAAUGCAACUGAUUAUUCAGUAUUUGAAUAUAGUUUCUGUGCUCAUAACAUACUUAAAUACCAUUUGUAC
Molecule: messenger RNA, 1161 nt
Organism: Paramisgurnus dabryanus
Lineage: Eukaryota; Metazoa; Chordata; Actinopteri; Cypriniformes; Cobitidae
Gene: avpr2l
Product: arginine vasopressin receptor 2, like
Biological process (GO): cellular response to hormone stimulus; G protein-coupled receptor signaling pathway; regulation of systemic arterial blood pressure by vasopressin
Cellular component (GO): plasma membrane
Molecular function (GO): peptide binding; vasopressin receptor activity
Source: RefSeq, a predicted model, not a curated record